CAAUUUGGACCUCAUCCUUUUGUACGUUAUCCAUUGGCUAACAUAAUGUUGAAGCAUAGAAUAUGCAGUUCACAAUGCUUACCUUAUCUUUUGCCUUACUUUCCUAGCCAUAAUUACAAUUCAAUUCAAACUGCUUUCAGCUUCCCGCACUCCGCCUCCUUUAGCACGGCUAAGAAAUCGGGCGCCAGACUGUCUCGGGCGCCCAAACUUUGCCGUGCAAGGAGAAGAGUUAUAUACGAUGAUGACGACGAAGAAGAAGAUAAAGAAAAUGGACAUAAUGAUAAUGCGGAAUUAGCAUUGCUAGAGUUUUAUAGUGAAUCUGUGAGAAAUGAAGUCCUUAUUGUGAAAGCUCUUGUAGAUGACGAAGAAGUGGAAGUUCUACUUUUCAAGGGGUUCUCAUCAUGCUUGAGUUACAGGACUAGUCCAGAUCCAUCAAAAAGUGUGCUUCCAGCAAGGGCAGUGAUCAAAUGCAUAGACAGAAUAAAAGGACCUUUUGACCCCUCAAACAUUGUUUAUUUAGAGAAAGGAUUAACUAUGGAGGAAUUUAAAGAAAGGAUUCUCUCAAAGUAAAAAUAGUUACAUCUGCCAAAUCCUCAGGACAAGUGCAAAUUCAGCUUGCAGCUUUUGUAUCAUAUACAUGCUCAAAUUUUCUUGUCAAUUAUACCGAUUAAAGGCCGGAGCCAAAAUUUGAAGUU
Molecule: messenger RNA, 695 nt
Organism: Lycium barbarum (goji berry)
Lineage: Eukaryota; Viridiplantae; Streptophyta; Magnoliopsida; Solanales; Solanaceae
Exons: 2
Coding region: 46-570 (174 amino acids)
Cellular component (GO): chloroplast
Source: RefSeq, a predicted model, not a curated record